AUGUCCCAAAUCACCCAACUCGCCUCCCGCCUCUUCACCGCCAACGGCUUCUCGCCCGUCAAGACCCUCCCGACAGACAAACGCGUCCGCGGCUUCCUCAACCAACACCUACUCUUCGACACCACCGCCGCCCUCCUGGUGUGGGAACACAAAUUCUUCCCCCAGUACUGGAUCCCGCGCGCCGACUUCACGGCCGCGGCCGUCUUCGACAAGGACCAGCCCGUCAGCGGCAUUGAGUCGUCGACUUAUAGCCUGACGACCAAGGAGGGGCAGGAGAAGAAGAGCGUGCCGGCGCUUGUGGUGCCGGAAUCGUUUGACCAUGAGUUGAAGGGGUUGGUGAAGGUGGAGUUCAAGAGCAUUGAUGCGUGGUACGAGGAGUUGGCGGAGGUGUUGUUCCACCCGAAAGAUCCGUUUCAUCGCGUGGAUCUCUUGCCGAGUGGGAGGCAGGUGAAGGUCGAGGUCGAGGGCGCCGUGGUCGCGGAUACCGCGGGUGAAGGGGGCGUGGUGAGUUUGUGGGAGACGAAUUUUCCGGGCAGGUGGUAUUUGCCCGGGACGGCGAUUCGGUGGCAGUACCUGCGCAAGAGCGACACCAAGACCGGCUGUCCGUACAAGGGCCAGGCGAGCUACUAUGAUGCGGUCGUGGAUGGGAAGGAGGUCAAAGAUGUGGUGUGGUACUAUGAGAAUCCGACGCAGGAGUCGGCGGGUAUCAAGGGCUUGUACUGCUUCUAUCCAGACAAGGUAAGGACUUGGGUGGAUGGAAAGGAGAUCGAGCGCGUGGGCAUGCCGAAGCCGAGGAUUGAGGGAAUCAGGGCUGCGAGGGAGAAGCCUGUGGGCGAGGAGGUGAAGAAAUCGGGCUGCGGGUGUUGA
Messenger RNA from Cyphellophora europaea CBS 101466, 867 nucleotides. RefSeq lists its product as uncharacterized. NCBI's taxonomy places the organism in Eukaryota, Fungi, Ascomycota, Eurotiomycetes, Chaetothyriales, Cyphellophoraceae. The coding region runs from base 1 to 867 and encodes 288 amino acids. The transcript has 2 exons. The record is from RefSeq and is a predicted model, not a curated record.